This is a messenger RNA of Serendipita indica DSM 11827, 2040 nucleotides long. The record is from the annotation of a GenBank genome assembly. NCBI's taxonomy places the organism in Eukaryota, Fungi, Basidiomycota, Agaricomycetes, Sebacinales, Serendipitaceae.
AUGGCCGCACGCGCUGCCAACCCGGACCACGACUAUGACCUGCCCGCUGUCGACGACGACAUCGAAAUGGAGGCAGAAGGUGAAGACCAGCUCGACGAUGAUGACGGUGCUCCUGCGGGUCCAUCGAACCAACACCCAUCGCUCGCCUCGCAACAACAAGCAGGCAGCGCAUCUCCCCAAGCUCUACACGCACGACCAGACGCACGAAGAAAACGUGUACAAGAUUCCAUGAGCCACGCUGCGUCUGGUGCCGUCGACAAGUCUGCACGCAAGCGAGAGCAACGCGAACGUGAAAAAGAGCAGCAAAAGCAGCUGCUUAACAAGCUUAUUGAAAUCUUUGAGGCAGGCGGUGGCACAUGUGCCGUCCAGCAAGGCCAGAAGAAGUUCCCUUGGGUCGAUCUCCCAGCCGCAUUGAUCAGAAUCGGCUGCUAUUUCGCUGGUUGGCCAGAAAAGUGCUUGCCAAAAAUGUCUGACAAGCAUCCCGACCGCAUCGAUGCAUCGACGGGUCCCUCCCAGUGGUCGUUGAAACAGAAGCGCGCUAUGGAGGCACAAAUUGCCAAAGGCGCUGUCAAAGUACUCCCCCGCCCGGAUGAUCGUGCAGUCAUAUUCGAAAUCGUCGACGACUUUGGCAACGUCAAGGACUCGACUGUCGAGUUUUCCGAAAACUGGGUUCGCAACAAGCUCCUAGGCCUUGGAAUCGUUGCUCAAUCUCCCGCACCGCAUCCUGCGACAAGUAGCAAGUAUGCUCCCGAGGCCCGCCAUAUGCCCGCUACCAUGACGCCUGAUAUUGACUAUUCACCGCCGUCGCAUCCUUUGUCACUCCCUCCAAUUCGGUCUCAUGCCGACUAUCAGGAGCGUUUGGAUUUGCCGAGCUUGUCCAAGAUGACAAGCUUCAGCGGCCUGCAGACUCCAGAGGACGUUUCACGCUCACCGUCCCCGCUUAGCAACUUCUCAGACGGACGCUAUCAGAGACAGCCACCGUACUCUUCCACUCGCGGAGGCUACUUGGCCUCCGUAAGUCAAGACGACUUCUUCCCCACUCGGGGUCGUGUGCUCACUUUGGAGCAUGGUCUUCCGCGCACCGCGUCCUCUCUUCGGUCCACUUCACGUCAAAAGAACAACCUUCUUCACCAUCACCCAUAUUCACAACUAUUGUCCACGAAUGGCGUGUCUUCAAUCCGGUCUCGACCACCCUCACCUCCACUCUCGCACUCUAGAUCCCACUCGACGGUGACCUCGAACGCUUCGGAACUCACUGCGUAUCCACCUGUUCCGCCGCGUAGUGCAGCCUCGAGCACCAGCACGUCGCCUUCGACCUCUGGCCAGACAAACUUUCCAUCCCAUGUACCAAAUGUCCCAUCCUCUGUCGUCGCUUGGGACGCCCAAAACCGUGGAUGGGUGCUAAAGGUCCAAACGGAUCACGGCCUUCGCAAGUUACCCUGCCGUGACGGAGGAAUUGUUUGCUGGUAUAGGGAUUCUGAUCAGUGGGAAUGCCGCUCUACACAGCCCGAAAUAGGUCGAGCAAUUUGGAACCGCGAUAUUGAGCGGUGGGAACUCCAGCUCCCGUCUCACGACGAAAUUGAUGCAUAUUUGUCGUCGAGCCGACACCUUGCACGUCAUGCCGUCUACCCAACACAUUUGCCGUCUAUUGAGGGAACGUGCGCAUUUGACGCAGAGAAGCUUCAUGCAUGGGUCUACUACGUCUCACCGGCCGCAGAAGCACAACUUCCUGUCACCCCGUGCAUCAUCAUCUGGAGUUUGGAGAGAAAGCAGUGGACGCUACUUUCCGAGUCUCCUCAUGGUGCGGACGUAAUGUGGAGUCACGAAGAUCAGUCGUGGCACUUUAAUAUGCAAUCGACGCCCAUGGCGUCGUCUACGAGGAAGAGCGACCUCCGCCCUAAUAUUGCGGCCUCGCCACGACCAUCCUCUGCGCCCCAUCCGAAUACGUUGCCGCCCAUGAUCGUACGCUCCACCUCGCCUCUCCAGUCUCCGCGUUCGAGUGCACCCCGCCCAAUGUCCACAGGUGGCUCCUCAUUCUAA